This is a messenger RNA of Dictyostelium discoideum AX4, 558 nucleotides long. It is a transcript of the gene rps9, whose product is annotated as ribosomal protein 1024. Lineage: Eukaryota; Evosea; Eumycetozoa; Dictyosteliales; Dictyosteliaceae. Gene Ontology annotation, molecular function: rRNA binding; RNA binding; structural constituent of ribosome. Gene Ontology annotation, biological process: translation. The record is from RefSeq and is a predicted model, not a curated record. The transcript is spliced from 2 exons. Gene Ontology annotation, cellular component: small ribosomal subunit; nucleolus; cytoplasm. Bases 1 to 558 code for a protein of 185 amino acids.
AUGUCAUCUAACUACAGUAAGACCUCUCACACUCCACGUCGUCCAUUCGAAAAGGAAAGAAUCGACGCUGAAUUAAAAGUUGUCGGUGAAUUUGGUUUAAAGAACAAAAACGAAGUAUGGAGAGUCCAAUACGCUUUAGCCAAAAUCAGAAAGGCUGCUAGAGAACUCCUCGUUCUUGAUGAAAAAGACCCAAAACGUAUCUUUGAAGGUUCAGCUCUCCUCCGUAGACUCCACAAAUUAGGUGUCAUGGAAGAAUCAAAGAACAAACUCGAUUAUAUUCUUAAUCUUAAAGUUCAAGAUUUCAUGGAAAGACGUCUCCAAACUUUAGUCUUCAAAAAUGGUCUUGCCAAAUCAAUCCAUCACGCUCGUGUUUUAAUCAAAGGUAGACACAUCCGUGUUGGUAAACAAUUAGUCAACGUUCCAUCUUUCCUCGUCCGUGUUGAAUCCCAAAAGCACUUAGGUUUAGCUUCAACCUCCCCAUUAGCUGGUGGUCGUCCAGGUCGUCGUGCCCGUAAAAUGGCCAAGAACAACUCAUCAAAAGGUGAAGAAGAAAACUAA